GCGGAGCUAUGCAAGGGAAGCCUGACAUCUGGACAGUUCCAGGACAUAAUCGAGGAGGUCAGCGAGAAAAGAUUUUGUGUGAAAGAACUGACAUCACGUUCGUUCACACAAUUCGGACAACUCGGUAUCGAAAUGCGAGCAAACGGCGAGUUGCUGCAACGUUCUCCGAUUUUGUGCAAACGCCAGAUGAUAGAGCGCGUGCCUGAUGUCACCCUGAAUCCAGGCGAUGACAUCAUCAGUGACGUAUACACGUGUCACUUGCUCGAUGAAACGGACUCUGCCGCACCUUACUCCAUAGCCAUUCGUAUCUAUAACGUCAUUAUUACGUCACGCGAGGACGUGCUUGUGCGGCUCGGCGAUGGACGUGUUAUCAGUGACGUCACACUCAACAAUGAUCAGCAGGGUCAGAUCCUCACGUUCGACACCUCUAUAUCGCGCAAGGAAACCUUUACGGCGCUACUCAAGCCGAAAAUAGAACUCUGGGAGGUCGGGACAUCAGUCAUAGAAGUGACGUCAUCGCUGGACAAGAGAGUGAAACUGCGCGUUCCACGGAAUGUGUUUAUUAAAAGGUCGUCAAGCUUAGCGCUCGAGAUUCUAGAGAUGCCAGAGGAGGCGGAUAUAAUUGAAGGGCAAAUCAUAGCCGCGACACCGGUGUACAAGUUGAGCGCAGACGACACAGCCAUCGCCAGUUUACAGAUCGAAGUAAGAUUAUCGACCUGAUAUUGUAGCGUGCACAUUACGAUCAAUUCCGAUGCCUGCCAGUUUUGGUGCCGACAGCGAACUCGUUGUUCUACAGCACGUAGGUGACACGUGGUCACGUGUUUCCGGUAUACAUGACGACUCCAAUCCGAUGUCUGUCAUCUGCGAUGUUUCAGCUUUACCAGU
Messenger RNA from Dreissena polymorpha, 885 nucleotides. RefSeq lists its product as uncharacterized. The transcript has 5 exons. Bases 133 to 720 code for a protein of 195 amino acids. Lineage: Eukaryota; Metazoa; Mollusca; Bivalvia; Myida; Dreissenidae. The record is from RefSeq and is a predicted model, not a curated record.